AUGUCUAGACUGAAAAUGAAUAUACAGAGGUUUCGACUUAGGGACUCUCUUAAGCGACGAGAUAGUCAUGGCAUUUCCGAAAGGAAGAGAAGGAGACUGAAAAGACGGGUGUACAGUGUAAUCGGACCUAAUCAUUUAUGGCACAUCGAUACUAACCACAAACUUAUUCGAUGGCAUUUCGUAAUAUGCGCUGGAAUAGAUGGGGUCAGUCGUCUAAUAACAGUUUUGUCUUGUGCUGAUAACAACAAAGCACCGAAGGUACAUGACUGUUUCAUGCAAGGCACACAGAGAUACGGUAUUCCGGUUCGAGUGCGAUCUGACAUGGGCAUGGAAAAUAUCAAGGUGGCCGAAUACAUGGGUAGUGUUCGAGGACCACAUUCUAUGCUCGUCGGGAAAAGCACGCAUAAUGAUGAAGCAUUGCUUGAUGUUCUUAUUGAGAAGCAUCUGUAUGUACUCCAUCAUGUCUACAUAGGCAUGAUCAAUGAACGCUUAAAUGUCUGGAGGAACGCUUGGAAUAACCAUAGAAUUCGAACAGUGAAAUCGACGCCACUACGACUGUUUACGGCUGAAAUGUUGAACAAUGCCCCUGAAGAGCCAGGCUAUCAUCUUAAUUAUGACCAACAUCUAACUAUUACAACCGAAGAUAAUGACACCGAGGAUGGUUUGGGGCAAAGACCUAUUUUUGAGUUCAGGAACCUACGCUUAAACAGAGAAUGUUUGGAGUUGCUUGAAAACGAAUGUCCACAGAACUGGGUCUCAGACAACAACGGCAUUGAUGUAUUUGUAAAAGCAAAACAAAUCAUAGAUAGAUUUUAGGGUGGUAUAUAUAAUAAUAGGGAAAUCGAAAUGCAAAUACAUUUGUAGUUUAAAACAAGCAUAGUUAUUUGUUAAGUUAUUCACUUUUUGAUUGUUUGACCGAAAUCAUUAAAGUUUGACUAAGUUUUGCAUUGAACUAUCUUGUUAUUUCAUUUCGUUGUAUUUGUAUUUUAGUAAUUAUCACAGACGGCGGACGCAAACACUAG
Messenger RNA from Ruditapes philippinarum (Manila clam), 1022 nucleotides. RefSeq lists its product as uncharacterized. The transcript is spliced from 3 exons. Lineage: Eukaryota; Metazoa; Mollusca; Bivalvia; Venerida; Veneridae. Gene Ontology annotation, biological process: DNA integration. The record is from RefSeq and is a predicted model, not a curated record. Gene Ontology annotation, molecular function: nucleic acid binding. The coding region runs from base 1 to 816 and encodes 271 amino acids.